Molecule: messenger RNA, 5265 nt
Organism: Uranotaenia lowii
Lineage: Eukaryota; Metazoa; Arthropoda; Insecta; Diptera; Culicidae
Exons: 1
Coding region: 1-5265 (1754 amino acids)
Biological process (GO): DNA integration
Molecular function (GO): nucleic acid binding
Source: RefSeq, a predicted model, not a curated record
AUGGUAAUUUACCGGCAGGCUAAGGAUUCGAUGGAUCGUGCCAUAAAUUUUAUGCAAAAUUUCGACCCGGAUACGCAAGUUGAGCAAGCCUUAGCUCGAAAAAAUGCUCUUGAGAGCAAUUAUAAGAAAUUUUGUCAAGCCUCAUUGAAUCUUGAGAGCCUUGAGGAGGAGGAAAAUACUGGGACAGAUUUCGCGAAGGAUAUGGCUGCUUUUGAGGAGGAUUACUUCACGCUUAAAGCGUUUUACGCAUCGCUAGAGGUACCCCCCCGCACGCCCGCACCAUCCUUAAGUUCAUCGGGUCAUUCUUUUCGGGCCCUGAAGUUGCCGGAUAUCAAACUGCCGGAAUUCAGUGGCAGUAUUUUACGGUGGUUUUCGUACUACGACACGUUCGACUCGUUAGUACAUAACAACGCAGAGUUAUCAGAUGUGCAGAAGUUUCACUACCUCAAGUCGACUCUUCGAGGAGAGGCAUUGAAACUUGUUGAGAAAAUGUCUGUCACGGGUAACAACUAUUCGGUGGCGCUGAAAAUGUUGACUGAUCGGUACCAGAACUUGAACAUCCUGGUACGUAGUCACAUUGAGGCGUUGUUCAAAGUGGAAAAGGUGCGCAAGGAAUGUCCUCGGGAAUUAACAAGUUUGGUCGGCGACUUCGAGAACAACUUAGGAGUUUUGGAGAAGCUGGGCGAGAACACGAAAGGCUGGAGUUCACUUCUGGUGCACAUGGUGUCAGCGCGGCUGGAUCACAACACGCUUCGCGAGUGGCAACGAGCAGCGGAUAAAAAAAAGAUGCCAACCUACGACGAGCUGAUCAAUUUUAUCCGUGAGUACGUGAUGGAGCUAGAGACGUUGCAGUCCGAUCGACCAGUGCGUGACUCCAGACCCAAUCUCCAGAGCGUGAAUGCUGCUACCGAGGUCAAAUCCAACGACAACUGUGCGGCGUGCGGGAAGGGACAUCGUUUGUAUUUCUGCGAGCAGUUCAAACACAUGCCGGUUACUCAACGUGCUGCGAUCGUGAAAAAAUCUGGAUUGUGUGUCAACUGCCUCUUUGGAAAGCAUUCGUUCGCUACCUGCAAGUACGGAGCCUGCCGAGUAUGCGGAACCAAGCAUCACACGCUACUACACAAUCCAGAUGUGGAUAAAGCAAGAGGAUCCGGCACAAAUCAAGUUCCGAAGCAGCCUUCCGUUUCCAAUUUCGCUGGUGUCGAUAGUUCGCUUCCUGUUCCUCUCAGCCUCUCCGCCAAUACGCACUCGGGGACCAAACGUCUCGACCUCUCCCCUUCGAACCAAGUAUUUCUCGCCACUGCUGUUGUCAAAGUCCUCGGUCCUAAGGGUACUUCGUUCCUCGCUCGAGUUCUGCUUGAUAGCGCUUCGCAGCCAAAUCUCAUGACUGAAAGGUUUCGUCGUCUUCUGAAUUCGCGGAAAACUCCUGGUAACACAGAGAUCGCUGGCAUUGGUGGAAAUAUUUCUGCAUUUUCGCUGUUUUCGACUGUCGCUACGGUUGCCUCACGGUUCAACAACUUCCGAGUUCCGCUGGAGUUUAUUGUGAUGGAUAAGGUGACCAGCGAUCUUCCAACUUGCACCAUCGAUGUUAACGAUUGGGCCAUUCCGGAGAAUAUUCGUCUCGCCGAUCCAUCGUUUGCUACGCGUGGUCCCAUCGAUAUGGUGAUUGGUGCACGCGUUUUCUUCGAGCUCUUGCGAAGCGGUCACUCCAAACUUGGCAACGGAAAACCGAUGCUCCAGAAUUCGGUGUUUGGUUGGCUCGUAUCCGGUUUUCACGACAGUGGUUCCAAUGCUGAUGAAGUUCGGGUCCAUUGUAACCUGUCGACGUUCCACGAUCUUGAGCAGAGCGUUAGCAGAUUUUGGGAGCUUGAAAUGUGCCAGACAAAUUCUACGUUGUCAGUUGAGGAGCGCCUUUGUGAGAACCACUUCGAAUCAACAACUCGCAGGGAUGAUUCCGGACGUUACAUCGUUAGCCUACCCAAAAAACCGGAACUUAUUGGUCAGCUGGGAAAUUCGCGUGCUAUCGCCACUCGUCGAUUCUACUGCCUCGAAAAACGUCUUGAGCAGAAUUCCGAUCUCAAGGCACAAUAUUCCUCGUUCAUGUCCGAAUAUCUUGCGCUUGGACAUAUGGAAUUGGUUGAUGCUGUCGAGGAUGCUCCGGGUCGCCAUUUCUAUUUGCCACAUCAUGCUGUUUUUAAGCCGGACAGUUCUUCUACGAAGCUGCGAGUAGUGUUCGACGGUUCCUGCAAAACCACUUCGGGUUUUAGCCUCAACGACGUGCUGCUGAAGGGUCCAACUGUUCAGGAUGACAUGAUUUCGAUCAUUCUACGGUUUCGGAUGCAUCCUGUUGUCGUAACAGCUGACGUGACGAAAAUGUACCGCCAAAUCUGGGUAGCAGAGGAAGAUCGGGCUUAUCAGCGGAUUCUCUGGCGUGAAUCUUCUUCGGAACCACUUCGUACGUACGAGCUCACGACGGUCACCUAUGGCACCACCACCGCACCGUACCUGGCAACACGAUGUCUGCAGCAAAUAGCCGACGAUGAAGCCCAGAAUUUUCCGAAAGCAGUUCCCGUAGUCAAACAAGGUUUCUACGUUGACGACGUUAUGCGUGGGUUCGAUACAGUGGAGGAAGCAGUCACAGAAGUAGUUGAGCAGUUUCCAGCAGAGCUUCGAGAACAGGCCUCCGUUUUGGAACUUGAUCGUUCGUCUCCAAUCAAAGCACUCGGCUUAUUUUGGAAGCUUACCUCCGAUGAGCUUCUGUUCAAAGUUCCUGAAUGGCCAGACGUCCCUUCGACCAAGCGAAAUAUCCUGUCGCAUAUCUGCAGCUUGUUCGAUCCGCUUGGGUUAGUUGGUCCGGUGAUUGUUCGUGCGAAAAUGCUGAUCCAGCUCCUUUGGGAAAUGCAGUUAGGCUGGGAUGAUCCGGUUCCCACAAGUAUUUCCGACCAGUGGAUGGAGAUAUCAUCGCAGCUCCUGAUUUUGUCGCAGCUUUCGAUUCCUCGCUUCGUGUUGACGAAGAAGCUAGCCACUUUAGAGCUUCAUAGGUUUGCUGAUGCUUCGCUGCGUGCAUACGGUGCCUGCAUCAACCUUCGUUCGAUAUCCGCAUCGGGUGCAGUCACUGUUCGCCUGAUGACAGCAAAAUCCAGGGUUGCCCCAACUGAGAAGCGGAGACCUACCCUCGCACGUCUGGAGUUGUGUGCUAGUCUUCGUUUGGCUAAUCUACAGAAUCAACUGCUGGAGAGCCUUCAACUCCAAUGUCCCCGGUUUCUGUGGUCAGAUUCUACAAUUACACUGCACUGGAUUUCGCGUGAUCCAUCGAAUUGGAAUUCCUUCGUCGCCAAUCGGGUUUCGCAGAUUCAGCAGUUAACUGAGACCGCUACGUGGCUGCAUGUGCCUACUGAAGACAAUCCGGCUGACCACAUUUCGCGUGGUUUGACUCCAGAAUCCAUCGUUGGCAAUGAAUUGUGGUGGAAUGGUCCAAAAUGGCUGCUUCGUCCUCCUCAACAUUGGCCUGCGUCCGCGUAUUCCUGGAAAACCCAGCCGCCGCCAGAAGUAGACACCGAGAAAAGGAAAUCCGUUCCUAUUUCCGCAGUUUGCACUCACCAAGAGUCCUGGACCCGAGAAACGUUGGGCUAUUUUGAUAGCUACUAUCGCCUACUUCGAAUCAUCGCCCUUUGCAAGCGUUUCAUGAAUAACUGUAAGUUAUUGGAACAUGCACGCACCGUAGGAUUUCUGGUACCUUCCGAGAUUCGUUCGGCAGAGUUGUCACUUCUGCAAUGCGUGCAGCUCGAAGAGUUUGCUGAAGAUCACAAACGUUUACGGCAAGGAUCGACCGUUUCGCAGAAAUCUCCGUUGCUGAAACUUCGCCCGUUCAUGGACCAAAAUGAACAGUUGAUUCGUGUGGGAGGUCGCCUCAAAAACGCUCCAAUUCCAUUCGACCGAAAAUAUCCGUUUCUCAUUCCGAAGAAGCAUUUCAUCACGGAUCUUAUCUUCCUCGACGCCCAUGAAGAAACGCUUCACGCAGGACCUUCUCAUCUAUUGGCAGCGGUUCGUCGUCGUUACUGGCCAAUAGAUGGUCCAAAUAAAGCCCGUAAUACAGUCCACCAAUGCAUCGUCUGUUUCCGCAACAAACCGAGAUUCGCUCAGCAAGUUAUGGCACAUCUUCCUGCUGUACGUGUUACACCAUCGCUUCCAUUCGCCAGUACCGGAGUCGAUUUCAUGGGUCCAGUGUACUUGAAACCUCCUCGCAAACAGGGCCCAAUCAAAUCCUAUAUUUGCGUCUUCGUUUGCAUGGUUACCAAGGCCGCACAUCUCGAACUGGUAAUGAGCCUCACAUCCGACGCUUUCAUCGCAGCGCUGAAACGGUUCUGCUCCCGGAGACGACGUCCAUCAGAUAUUUACUGCGACAACGCCACGAAUUUUGUCGGCGCAAAGAACCAGCUGGAAGAACUUCGUGUUCUCUUCCUGUCGCAACGGCAUCAGUCCGAGAUUGCCAGAACAACAGCCCGAAUGGGAAUCGCUUUCCAUUUCAUCCCACCACGCUCACCCACCUUUGGAGGGUUGUGGGAAGCUUGCGUCAAGUCCGUGAAACAUCACCUACAUCGCGUGACUCUUGAUGUCCUUCAGACGCAAGAGGAAAUGACCACUACGGUCGCACAAAUCGAAGCGUGCCUCAACUCCCGGCCGCUUAGUCCCCGUUCCAACGAUCCCACAGACCUCGAGGCCCUAACUCCAGGCCAUUUCCUAAUCGGUGGUCCAAUCCUAGCUCUUCCCGAACCAAACCUUACCUCGUUACCCUCCAAUCACCUGUCCCGCUGGCAAGACCAACAGCGUGUUCUCCAAACGCUUUGGGAUCGCUGGUACGUAGAAUACUUGCCCACUCUACAGCGUCUCCAAAAAUGGCCCGGUAAACACCCGAAUCUAGCCGUCGGUGACAUGGUUCUGGUCGAAGACAACAACUUGCCUCCUACGAAAUGGCCCAUCGCUCGAGUCCUGAAGACGAUUGUUGGCGACGAUGCGUGUGGCAGAGUUGCAGACGUGCUGUGUGAUGGAAACCAAAUCCGCCGUUGCUCAAUCCGCAAAAUGUGCCCGCUCCCACAUUGCGAAGCCUCCACAGUCACGGAAUCCGAGCGUCAGCCUUCCGCUCCGAGCUGCACUCCCCAACCAUCUCCCACAAUUGAUCUUCAGGCUCCAUCCACACUUCCGGCCGCUGCUCAACUUUUGGCUCCGAACAGCGAGAUUGGUUCCGACGACGACAACGACGAGUAA